ACCCUCUCUGACAGGCAGGCAGCCGAGCCUGUUCCGUUAACUUGUGACUAAUUGGAGAAAAAUGAAUUUGAAGAAAUGCGUCAUUUUUAGAAGUAAAAAUAACAAAUGGAACAUGAAAAGUAUUUAAAGUGACAUCAUCAGAGAAAUAAAACCAGAGGCGCACCAUUGAUUGCCGCUCGCGGAGGGCUCGCAGUAAAACAUGCCUCCAGCUCGUGAGGCAGGGGAAGCACCAGGCAGGGGCUUCUCCAGGGACAGUCACUGAGUGAAGUUUUACAGCUCCGGCUCCAGCAGAGAAGGACCCGUGAGCAGCUGGCAGACCAAGGCAUCAUGCCACGUGCAUCAUGAAAGCUGUAGCAGCACUGGAGAAAGGAUGUUGGGAGCUCAGCCCUGCUCAGUGGAAUACUCCAUCCUGACCUAGCUCAGGCUCCAUGUGCAAAUCUGGGCUUACCUGGGACCCAGCACUGAAAAGCCCAUCUGCAUUCCAUGAACAGCGAAAAAGUCUGGAGAGAGCCAAGACUGAAGAUUAUCUCAAGCACAAGAUCAGAAGCAGGCCUGAGAGGUCAGACCUGGUCAAUAUGCACAUUCUGCAAGACUCGGCUGCAGAGGGGUCCAUUCAGUCCACCCAAAUGAAGCUGAAAAGAGCCCGACUGGCAGAUGACCUCAACGAGAAGAUCGCGCUCAGGCCGGGUCCUUUGGAGCUGGUGGAGAAGAAUAUUAUUCCUGUGGACUCAGCUGUGAAAGAGGCCAUAAAAGGCACCCAGGGCGGCUUUCCCCGGCAGAGCGACGCCUUCGCCUUCGAGGAGGACAGCAGCAACGACGGGCUGUCCCCGGAGCGGCCCCGCAGCCGCGGCUCCCCGGGCCCCGCCGAGCCGCCCCCCGGCUCCAAGGCGCCGGAGCCGCCUCCCGCCGGCCCUGCCGGGGCUCCUCAGGAUCGUCCCCCCAGUGCGGAUGGGCACGCCCCGGACACUGCCCCGGGGCAGGGCAGCCAGUGCGACAGCCCCAAGCAGCCAGCGGGACAGGAGAGCCCGACGCUGCCGGUGCCCUCUGCCGUGAAGUCCAAAUCAGCCAGUGACAGCAAGAACCGUCACAAAAAGCCCAAGGACACCAAGCCCAAAGUGAAGAAGCUCAAGUACCACCAGUACAUCCCUCCAGACCAGAAAGCAGAGAAGUCCCCUCCACCCAUGGAUUCUGCGUAUGCCAGACUGCUCCAGCAGCAGCAGCUCUUCCUGCAGCUCCAGAUCCUCAGCCAGCAGCAGCAGCAGCAGCAGCAGCAGCAGCACUUCAGCUAUCCUGGGAUGCACCAAGGACAGCUAAAGCAAUCAAAUGAGCAAAUGGUCAAAAGCUCAAAUCCUUCAUCAACUUCUGGCAACAACACCCCUCUUUCUCCAGUGAAAACCACCUUUUCAGGCCAGACUUGUGUCUCAUCUAUCAAGCCAGGCCCUCUGCCCUCCAACCUGGAUGAUCUCAAAGUGUCAGAGCUGAGGCAGCAGCUCCGAAUCCGAGGCCUGCCCGUGUCGGGCACCAAGACGGCGCUGAUGGAGCGGCUGCGGCCCUUCCAGGAGUGCAGCAGCAGCACGGUGCCCAGCUUCAGUGAGAUCACCACCGUCACCUUCCCGGUCACUCCAACGAGCACCCUGUCCAGCUACCAGUCACAGUCCUCCACCAGCAUGUUAUCAAACGGCUUCUACCACUUUGGCAGCACCAGCUCCACCCCUCCCAUCUCGCCCGCCUCCUCUGACCUCUCUGUGAGCGGCUCUCUGCCCGACACCUUCAACGACGGGCCCAUGGCUUCUCCACAGUUUGCUCUCCAGCCAUCACCAGUUCAUGGCAGCGCUGAGGAAAGCCUCAUGAGCAGCAUGAACGGUGGGAGCAUCCAGCUGGAACUGGAAGGAAUAGACACAGAGAAAGACAAGAUGCUGGUGGAGAAGCAGAAGGUCAUCAAUGAACUGACGUGGAAGCUGCAGCAGGAGCAGAGGCAGGUGGAAGAGCUGCGGAUGCAGCUCCAGAAGCGGAAGAGGAGCAACGGCCUUGAGGAGAAGCAGCAGCCUGCUCAGCAUUUCUUUGGUGUCCCCAUCAAGCAGGAGAACACCGUGUCCAGCUGUCCAUUUGCAUCCAAACAAAUGGCCCUGAAGGGCCAGGCCGGCAGCUCGGACAAGCUGAGUAACUGUGGAGUACCGCAGGUGCCCCACAUUGUGAACAGCCACUGCUUGGAGCCCGCAGGGCAGAGCACCAUCACCUCCUCGACAUUCCUGAGCCCGCAGUGCUCCCCGCAGCACUCUCCCCUGGGGGCUGCAAAGAGCCCCCAGCACAUCAGCCUGCCACCGUCCCCCAACAGCCACUACCUGCUCCCGGUGUCCCCCGAGGGCCGCAGCGGGUCCCCCCCGGGCAGCAGCUGCCUCCGCACAGCGCCGAUGGCUGCGCAGUCAGGCCAAAAGUUUUCUAUUUCAUCCCCAAGUUUUUGUAAGUCAAGCCCAGCCCUGUCAGAGGUAAAGCAGCCUCCACCCUAUGAGGAUGCAGUGAAGCAGCAGAUGACGCGAAGUCAGCAGAUGGACGAGCUCCUGGACGUGCUGAUUGAGAGUGGAGAAAUUCCAGCCAAUGCCAAGGAAGAUCGGUCCUGCCUGCAGAAAGUCCCUCAGAUAAUGGUGUCACCGGGCAGCUCGGGUGGCCCUGUCCCCAAGGGCUCUGCCCCGUUCGAGCCGGUGUCCUCGGCCCCGCUGCCCUUCGAGCACUGCCCGGGCAGCAGCGACGCUCACCUGGAGGUGCUGCUCAACGCCCACAGCCCCCUGGGCAGGGUCAGCGAGAUGGCCCUGCUGAAGCUGGGGGGAGAGGAGCCCCACUUCGAGGGGAUGAUGGAGGGCUUCUCCGGCAAAGCCGCGGACGAACUGCUCAACUCCCAGGAGAUUUUACAGACUCCCCUGUCGCCCAUGGACACCCAGCUGUCCCCUUCCCCUGCUGAAAGCUCUGCUUUACAAAUGAGUUUCACCGAGUCUCCGUGGGAAACAAUGGAGUGGCUGGACCUCACCCCCCCCAGCUCGGCCACCGGCUUCAGCUCGCUCACCCCCGCGGGCCCCAGCAUCUUCAACAUCGAUUUCCUGGAUGUUGCUGACCUCAACCUGAACACCAGCAUGGACCUGCACCUGCAGCAGUGGUGAAGGGACGUGCUGGGGCAGGGUGCUGUGAGCCUGCAGCAGGCAGCACAGUGCUCCUGCCGUGCUGCAGAACAUGCAGGGCUAACGUGCCUCAUCCAGGGGAAACUGGAGUCAUUUUCCCAGCAUAUAGACUUGUUUGAAUUUCCAGUCACUGAAAAUUGACAG
Molecule: messenger RNA, 3314 nt
Organism: Pyrgilauda ruficollis (rufous-necked snowfinch)
Lineage: Eukaryota; Metazoa; Chordata; Aves; Passeriformes; Passeridae
Gene: MYOCD
Product: myocardin
Exons: 14
Coding region: 429-3152 (907 amino acids)
Biological process (GO): smooth muscle cell differentiation; cardiac muscle cell differentiation
Source: RefSeq, a predicted model, not a curated record